Messenger RNA from Apis florea (little honeybee), 1558 nucleotides. RefSeq names its product lanC-like protein 2. NCBI's taxonomy places the organism in Eukaryota, Metazoa, Arthropoda, Insecta, Hymenoptera, Apidae. Gene Ontology annotation, cellular component: plasma membrane. Gene Ontology annotation, biological process: peptide modification; carbohydrate metabolic process. The record is from RefSeq and is a predicted model, not a curated record.
AGCAGGUUUGUCAAUAAACGAUAUAGUAUAUUUUUAGAAUAAUGCGACAAAUACUUAGCUUCUCAGCAGGUUUCAUAUAUAAAAUAAAGAAAGAAAGAUUUGGCGUAAAAUAUAUAAAUAUAAUUAAUCGAUUUACGCAUUUAAUUCGUAUCAAAAUGGACACUGCUCGACAUUAUGAUAAUCCAUUUGAAGAUUAUCCUAAUGCUACAGUAAAUUUUGUUGUGAAUACAGCAACUAAUGAAAUCACUGAAAAUUAUAAAGAAACAUUAAAAAUACAAACAAAGAGAUUAAUAGAUCAAUUGGAAGAAAAUGAACACCAGUGGACUUAUCAUGAUGAUUAUUCUGUAUAUACUGGGUCAGCAGGAAUUGCAUAUAUGUUUUAUCAAUAUGGAAAGUGUUUUAAUGAACCACACUAUAUUGAUAAAGCAAUGGAAUUAAUAAGAAUAUGUAUACAUAGAUGCAGAAGCAAAAGAGAAAUUACAUUUUUGACUGGUAUUGUGGGUCCAUUAACUUUGUCUGCAAUUAUGUUUCAUUCGCAAAACAAUUCUACUACAACACAAGAUAUAAUUUCAAGAAUAAAAUCACUAUCUUCUUAUGUUUUGGAUGAAAAUAGUGGUUUGCCUGAUGAAUUACUUUAUGGAAGAGCUGGUUAUCUCUUUUCUCUCCUUUUUUUGAAUUCAAAUAUAUUUCCUGCUCCCAUAGAAGAUGAACUUAUUAAAAAGGUUAUUGCAGUCAUAAUUAAAUCUGGAAAUUUGUAUUCUGCUUCGAGAAGAUAUAAAACACCUUUAAUGUAUAUUUGGCAUGGAACAGAAUAUGUUGGUGGUGCACAUGGAUUAGCUGGAAUACUUUACAUAUUGUUACAAGCACGAAAAUAUUUAACAAAAGAUCAGUUAGAGAAAGAUAUAAGACCUGCAUUAGAUUUUCUUCAGAAUUUACGGUCUUCUGGAAACUUUCCAACUGCUAUUGGAAGCCACAGUGAUAAAAUACAAUGGUGCCAUGGUGCACCUGGAAUGACUAUGUUAUUCUGUUUAGCUUAUGAGAUAUAUGAAAAUAAAAAUUAUUUAAAAACUGCUCUACAAUGUGGAGAAUUGAUUUGGUCAAGAGGAGUACUUAAAAAGGGAUAUGGAAUAUGUCAUGGCGUAUCUGGAAAUGCAUAUACGUUUUUAUGUCUUUUUCAACAAACAAAGGAUGUGAAAUACCUUUAUAGGGCUUGUAAGUUUGCAGAUUGGUGUAUGGAUUAUGGAACACAUAGAAAAAAGAUUCCUGAUAGACCGUUUUCAUUAUUUGAAGGUCUUGCUGGUACAAUUUAUUUCUUGAUCGAUAUUCAACAACCGCUUUCAGCAAAAUUUCCAGGAUAUACUAUUUAAAUUCAAUAUAUUUCGAUAAUACACAUAUUUCCUUUGCGUGAAAAUUAAUAUCUAAGAAAUAAAAACAAUUAUCAAAUUCAUAGAUUUUGUCUAUAUAAUUCGUCUAUAUAUUAUAUAUUUAUAUUUCGAAUAUGUAAAAAUCAAUAUAUAUCUUAUUGAAUAAACAAAAUAAAAUAACUUACAGUAUCAUA